This is a messenger RNA of Rhinichthys klamathensis goyatoka, 1557 nucleotides long. It is a transcript of the gene ufm1, whose product is annotated as ubiquitin-fold modifier 1. The coding region runs from base 149 to 421 and encodes 90 amino acids. Gene Ontology annotation, cellular component: nucleus; cytoplasm. The transcript is spliced from 6 exons. Gene Ontology annotation, biological process: protein K69-linked ufmylation. Lineage: Eukaryota; Metazoa; Chordata; Actinopteri; Cypriniformes; Leuciscidae. The record is from RefSeq and is a predicted model, not a curated record.
AUUAAAUGUAACACUAGUUGAUUGAAAAAGGGCAAAUUGAGAGAGACGGAGAAGAGAGGGCCAUCGAACAGAUGACGUGUUACAGCAGGUCCUUGCAUCUUCCGGGUCGGAGUAAACAGUGUGCGGUCUUCUCAUACAAAUCAGAAAAAUGUCGAAAGUAACGUUUAAAAUCACGCUGACGUCGGACCCUCGGUUACCAUAUAAAGUAUUAAGUGUACCCGAGAGCACGCCGUUCACUGCAGUUUUGAAAUUUGCAGCAGAAGAGUUUAAAGUGCCAGCAGCCACCAGUGCCAUCAUUACAAACGAUGGCAUCGGAAUCAACCCGGCGCAGACAGCAGGAAAUGUGUUCCUGAAACACGGCUCGGAGCUACGAAUCAUUCCCAGAGAUCGGGUUGGAGGAGGUCGCCGACCCAGGAUUUGACUAUCUGGCGUUUUUCUGUCACAGACAAUAAACAUACUUGCGUAUUUAUUGUCCAGCCCUGAGGUGUCAACUCUCAGCUACUCAGGCACUGCUAUGGCUCCAAGUCUGUCAGAGGACCUCUCAAAUCUCACAGAGCUGCCAUCAUUUCCCCCGUUUCCAACAUAUAAACACACUGGACAUUGUCGUUUUUGCCCCAGAAUUUCAAACCAGUAGGUAUUUUGAUCUUUCACAAAAUGUUCCAGCUGUAUAGUUUAAGAUCACAUACUUAAUGUGUUUGUAAUGCAUAUUUUUAUAGUCAAUUUAAUGACUUAAAUAGAUCAUGUUUGUCAAAUGAAUCACUUUUUCUUUACAUUUGUUUUAUGGUCCCAUUGUUUUGAGCUCUGCAUUGUUAUUAUAGGCAGAUAAUGACAAUGUCACCGUGAUGAAAGUCCAUCAGUUGUGUAUCUCUGUAACUAUACAAACUAUAGUAUGGUUAAAGAAGCUCUAAAUAUAAUAAACUGAGCAAUUCACAAUAUACUUACUAUGUAAAAAAUAACUCCACCAUAGUUAUUAAAAAUUGCAAUGUUACAUAAACCAAAUUGAUGUCAAAGCUGCUUUUUGUAGUUUUCUUGGUCACUCAAUUCAGCGGCUGUGUGCCUUUUCAUUAAGGCUUAAAAUCGUGACUGACUUCAAGAGCUGAACAGUACAUCAGGCUAAUGAAUGAUAGGCCUCUACCUUUGCUUUUACACCCUCCACUUACCCUCCUCUUACAUUAUUGCCAUGCGUAGGAGAAGGGUCUGACUAUUCAGAGUCAUAAUGGAUCUUUCGUUUGUUUUAAUAAAAGCAGGCAUGCUGUGCCCUUUCCAUGCCAGUCAUUACUGGGAAAAGGGGAGAAGUGCAUUAUAAAUACAGCAAGGCCAACAUUAUUCAAACACAGACAUGUUACUCUGGGUCACAUUUGAAAAGACAUCGCUUGUCUCCAGCCUCAUUUGGCAGGAAAUGAUGCGGUUUGUUCAUUAGCCGUGGAAGAAGCUGUCCUUUUACGAAACCGAAUGAGGUUGCCCGUAUAACAAAUGUCAAACUGAAAAGUAAAAAAGUUACAAGUACACUUCUGAGUGUUCAUGUCAUAAACAUUAAAGAAAGCAUUUAAUACCAAA